Selaginella moellendorffii is the source of this 1544-nucleotide messenger RNA. RefSeq lists its product as uncharacterized. Bases 36 to 632 code for a protein of 198 amino acids. The record is from RefSeq and is a predicted model, not a curated record. The transcript is spliced from 7 exons. NCBI's taxonomy places the organism in Eukaryota, Viridiplantae, Streptophyta, Lycopodiopsida, Selaginellales, Selaginellaceae.
UUUGGAAUCCAACGGCUAGUUUCUAGGGCUCGGCGAUGGAGAAACGCGAGAACGAGGUAGAGCAGCAGCAGCGGCACACAGUCAAGAAGCUGAGCGGGAGAGCUGCGCGAGUUCUUCAGCCUCCGAAUCGCGCAACGCCAUCGUCGGCACGCCGUGUGGUGAUCUGUCCCUCUUCCUCCGGGAAAACAAUGGCCAAAGAAGACGUGCUCCUUCUUCACACGCCUCGCAAAGGAGCUGCUGGCGAGUGUUUCCUCGCGACUCCAACUCCAGCUAAAGAUUUCUCUCGGCAAGGAAAGGAGUCUCGCGAUUUCUCCUCGCCGAUCGGGCCUUCACCGAUGAAUCUGUUUCAAGAGCAGCAUGACUUGUGUGGGAUUUGGCGAUCGUCUGCCAAGCGCGUGCCUCUCUCAGCUAGCGGCCUUGGAAAACCCCGUAGAAUUCUCCUCCAAGACGAGCAUCAUAACGAAGAGAAUCAUCACACUAACACACAGAUGAAGAAGAAACCCAUGACACCGACACCAAGACGAUGCGACUGGGAUAAAAAAUCCUUUUCUGCAUCCGGCGUUGCUGCAGCUCGUAAAGAAAUUGAGACCGGAGCCUUACCUCUGCGAAGAACCUUGGAUUUACAGGACUAGACAUCCAGGUAAAAUCCUUGUUCAGUAGCUCAGCUUUGUUCCACUGGGUGCAGCCACAAAGUCCCUACGUUAGAUCCACAUGGAGUAAGUUUGCAGCAAUCCCUCUCAAAGUCAGCAUCUUCCAAUCACAAACGAAAUCCACUAUGCUCGUCAAGCCAUUCCGGAAUGAUAACCGGUCAUCAGGCAGCAAGUCUCGUACUCUCUCUGUGCUGCAACUGCUUCCCAAGGCAAAGCUUCGGUGCUCGCCAUGAACAGGCAAACGAAAGCAACCGAGAGCUCCAGCCUUGCGAAACAUCCGGGCGGACGUGAGCCGCAGCUCCAAGAUCGUAGAGGUAGAAGUAGCUCCCGGUGCAUUGCUACUGAUUGGCACUGUGAAAGAUACCAUCUGUAAGUAAACAAACUUGUUAAAAAGUUUGUUUACUGGGUUUUCAGCGCUGGAUGUUCUCGUUGGAAACGCUCUGGAUAAGUGUGGGAGCAUGGCUGGUGCCCGAGGAGUUUUCGACAGGAUGCCUUGUCUCGUGGAACACGCUACUGGUGGGAUACGUAGACAAUGGAGAAGCCGAGCUAGCGCUAGAAAGCUUCGCGAGCGCUACUACAGCGGAUGCCUUUAAGUUUGUCACUGGUUUGAAGGCCUGCAUUGGAUUAGCAGCGAAAGAAGAAGCCACAAGUUUUGAAGGGAAGAUGGUGCAAGUGGAUUCUCUGGGGAUGGUGAUUCACAUCCAGGCCGCGGAGAAAGGAUACGAGAGGGACGAGUUUUUGUCGAACACUCUCGUGGAGAUGUAUGCCAAGUGUGUCAGCAUGGUGGAGGCUGAGAGAGUUUUCAGGAGCAUGCCUUGCCACAGCCCGGUGCUCAUGCUGGGAUACGUGGAUAACUCGCAAGCAGAGGUAGCUUUGGAUUUGUUUUCUCAGAUA